Molecule: messenger RNA, 4671 nt
Organism: Folsomia candida
Lineage: Eukaryota; Metazoa; Arthropoda; Collembola; Entomobryomorpha; Isotomidae
Product: DBH-like monooxygenase protein 1 homolog
Exons: 11
Coding region: 2890-4623 (577 amino acids)
Biological process (GO): norepinephrine biosynthetic process; dopamine catabolic process; octopamine biosynthetic process
Cellular component (GO): secretory granule membrane
Molecular function (GO): dopamine beta-monooxygenase activity; copper ion binding
Source: RefSeq, a predicted model, not a curated record
CUCUCAGCUGUACAGAGGAAGAGUUGAGUGGCAAGAAGUUGUCCGUAUUUAAUUCAACUACAAAAUGUCAGCAGCUAACUAGAUCCGUCUAUUAAAAUUUUAUUCAGCUGGCAUUAAGAAAUGCACUUUAAACAGAGUUUUUAUUUUGUGGUGUGUUGGUUAGUGGAUAUAGUUAGUUUGUAACAUAUUUGUAUAUUGUAUGUGUCACUCGUGGAAGAGCAUGGUUUGUUACUGUGAACUUGGUAGACACUUGAAUAAAGCAUAAUCAAUCAAUCAAUCAAUCAAUCAAUCAAUCAAUCAAUCAAUCUUUGAAACCCAUCAGUACAGCUUUCCUUAUCCCGAACCAGGAUUGAUUGUUAACCCCAUAUUUGUCAGUAGUUUUGUGUAAAAUCAAGUGCUACUAUUUUGUAGUAAUUUUUCAUUAACUAACAUAAAUUCUUGGUAUUGCUGAUAAAAUUACUUGUGUCACGAAAAAAUUGCGAUUUCUAGACUCCCUCCCCCAUCUAACAGGUAUGAUAUGAUUGGAGCCUUGGACCCCCCCCCCCCUCUCGUGUGACAUAAUUUUAAUUUAUGUGCGGUCCCUAAAUUCUAAUCAUGUUAUUUUCGACUCCAUGCUGAAUUUUAGCUGAUUAUCAACUUUUUAAAAUCGGUAUUGGUCACCCAUUAGUGCCCUUCUGGUUACUUUUUAUUCAUAUUUUAUUUCAUAUUAUUUCAUGAGAAAGCAGUAAGGAUCUCUGGUCCAAAUUUCGCUUUCCAUGUUAAUUUCUCAAAAUUCUAAUGUUUGCUCGAUUCCAUUACCACCAUGCCAAAUUUCAGCUCUACAUGACGAUUUUUUUUAAAUCGGUAUGAGUCACCCAAUCGGGUCCCUUCACGAAAAUUUAUCCAAUUUGAAUAUUCUUCUACUAGAAGCCAUUAGCAAGCUCUAUACUUUUCAGUUUUCUACUAUUAAUUUGAAAUUUUCGUGCAUGAUACCCCACCCACUCGGAUCACGUGACCGAUUUCGCCCAUCUUCGAACUCGCUUUCCAACUUUCGCAAUAUGCAUAUGAUAAAAAUUUCAAGUCAAUGGUCACGAGCGUUAUCGAAAGACAGACAGACGAACGAAAAUGACAAUUACAAUGACAAUUAGCCCGAACCAAGGCAUAAAAUAAUUAACGUUCAUCUCCGAACGGUUACUAUUAAAUAUGCAGUCAUGCACAGUAUUUAAUGUCAGUAUUUAAUGCAAACUCGCCAAAAAAAAUAGUCGAAAAUAUUCAAACAAAUUUAAAUACAUUUCAUGUCAUUAUAAACACGAACUAGGGAAAAUCCACCCUAAAAUUAAUAUGACAACAUCGUUAAUUCCAUCGUGAUUACAACCGUCCCAUUCCUCGUAAUUUUAUAAUUUUAUUGGCGACAAGAAGGAUGAAAAUUGUAUGACGAGUUCAAACCGGGUAGUAAAAAGCCAUGCAUAUUAAUAAUUGCUCCCACUCGCUCGUCCGCAGUUUAAUAAUAAUAGUACUUCCGCUUCUUCCAAAUCUUACAAUCCAUUUAACACACCGAUUACUGUCCAAAACCGUGGGCUGCAUAUAUGUAUGCAUACGUAGAUCGCCGUAUACUGUCAACCGUCUCAUCAUGGCCCAUCCCCAUAAAAUAAUUAUUUUAUGUGAAGACAAGUCAUUUAGCAAUGAAAUAAAUGAGUCAGGCUGGGACGAGAGCAAUGAAAUGGGACGAGAUGACAAUGAUGCAGGGCUAAAAUAAAACUUGGGGGAUAUCUCCGCUCUUAUCGCUGUAAUAAGAAUUUUAUUGCCCUCUUCUGCACAAGUAGUGGUGGUUGUAGAUAUGUAGAGAUGGAUGGGAAGAUGGGAUGCAGUUGAAUGACUCCGACCGGAUCCGAUGAGAAAUAUGAAGGAAAUAAGGGUAUGGAUAUUAAAGGGAUGUCAAAGACAUGUAAAAGUAAAUGUGGGUGUAGCAAGCAAACUGUUUUGUCAUUUGUAUUGCAAACUAACGAGCUGAAUGCGAAGUUGGAUGAAUUCUAGUUUAAACCAUUUUAAAUUUUGCAUUUGUUUGUUUUAAACUCAUUUUCAAUAAAUAUAUCUCACGCGUGUAUUAAACCUUUUAAUUAUUACAAUAAUUUACCGAUCAGACUCAAAUAUUGGGUAAUAUGCAAAUACUUACAUACACAAAUCGUAUGUUAGCUUUAUCAUAGGGUGAGACACUACUAGGGAAGACUUUUCCCGUUUGUCUGUCCGUCUGUCCGUCAGCAGGAUAACGGAUUAAGAUAAUCCAGAUCGGUUUGCGACAUCAUGCAUAAGGACUCAACUUUUGGAGGUCAACUUUUGGGGUCAUGCGGACCAUCCUCCUUUCAAGGUUAGGGGGCGUGGCCACAUAAUUUUAUGUGGAAUUACUUGUUUCACUCUAUUUCUGCAUUUCGUUUGUAACGAUUUAUUUACAUGGUGCUUUCUCCUUCUCUCUGAAUUUCUUAUUUUUUUGAAUUUUUUGUUGAGCAUGAGUUUGAAUGAAGAUUCAAUCAGGAUCCUUAUCUUUGCCUGAGUCAGCACAUAAUGCAAGAAAGGCAACUUUUCCCAUUUCGAAAAGAGGGAAAAAACUUUCAUCUCCAUUUUAUCCAUCAGAAGAGUAAUGCAGUAAAGUAAGUUUUUUUUUGUUCUUUUUGUUGGAGAAUAGAAGAAGGGGACAGCUUAUUAUUGCCAAGAUUGUGCAGAGUAAAUUUAGUAAGAAGACCGACUAACUCCAUACAAUGACCCGUGUCAGGUCGUGAUUGCAAGAAUCAAGCUUUAUGUACAUAUGGAUGGAAAGUUCGAUGGGCCGUUGACAAGGAGAAGGAGUUGAUCACAUUUGAAGUGAAAGUUAACACGACGGGCUAUGUUGGGUUUGGGAUUUCCUCCACGGGACGAAUGAAGUCGGCCGAUAUUGUGAUCGGGGGUGUGGAUUCGGAUGGGAAAACGUACUUUGAGGACCGGCACGGAAUUGGCAAUGUUGAGCCGGUAAUUGACGUCAGUCAAGAUUGGACCUUGCUGGAUGCCAAAAAAUCUGAAGGAGUGACCCACCUCAAGUUCUCACGACGGCUUGAAACCUGUGACGAAGAUGAUGUUGACAUCAAGGAUGAGACACAAAGGCUGCUGUGGGCAAUAGGAGAAAGUGAUAUUGUUCAAUAUCACGGAAGUGUGAGCAGGGGUUCUUACUCUGUCAAAUUAUUGGAUCCACCUCCUUUCCCAGUGGAUCUUACAAAAUACAAAUCGGUAAAUAUUCUGACCAGAGCUGAAUUCCCAGCUACAGACUCUACUUACUGGUGUUCUGUGGUAGAAGGGCCCGAAACUUUGGAGAAUGAAUCACCUCACAUCAUUGCAAUGGGUCCGAAACUAAAUAAUGAACUGGCCCUCCGUCACACCCACCACCUGACUCUGUACUCUUGUCAACCUCCCCUCAACAAUGCGGAUCCACAAAAAUACUUUGCCCAAUUUAAAGAUGGGAACUGCUUUUCUGGCGGAUAUAGCGACGAUAUAGGCGAACGGAGAUUUGACGCGUAUAAAGAUUGCUCAACCAUUAUUUACAGUUGGGCAAUUGGUGGAAAUAUCAUGAUAUUUCCCGAAAAUGUCGGGCUUGCAAUAAGCACAAGAAAAGGAAAGCGGAGAGAGUACUUUCUCUUAGAACUGCACCUCAAUAACCCAGGAUUGGCGAAGGGACUGUCAUUUCAAACCGGCGUAGAGUUAUUUUACAGCGAACAGCCAAGACCGAUUGAAGUCGGACUUUUAGGAUUUGGAGUUGUGGCUGAUUUUAGACUAACAAUUCCUCCCGAUUCCUCCAACUUUAAAGUGGUUAGUCACUGCAGUCCUGAAUGUACGAAAUUCCUUCCGGAUACGGGAUACACUCUGUUCAAUGUUCAACUUCAUGCGCAUAAUACCGCCAACAAAAUGCGGGUUCGACACUUUCGCGAGGAUGUUGAACUUCCAUUUCUUGGAGAUGAUCAAAAUUAUGACAAUGGGUACCAAGAGAAUCGGAAUAUUAAGGAAGUCAAGCUUCUCCCCGGUGAUCAUCUCACUCUUGAAUGCACAUACGACACUCGAGGAUUGCAACCACCCAGAGUUGUCCGUGGCGGUUACAGGACAACGGACGAAAUGUGCGACGCCAUUAUGUAUCCGAAAGGUCGAGUUGUUGGGUGUGGGAGCGAAGUGGUCGCACCCAUGCUUAUGAACGCUACUGGGAUUCGGUCCGUAGAAAGAACUGGAGUAUCCAACCCUAAAAUUAAACGUCCUUCAAAAUUCAGAAACCUAACUUACGCCGAAUAUUUAAGUUCACACGUGAAUUGGACGGAAGAUUUACGCCUAAAAAUACAAGAUAUUCAAGCCUACACUCCUCAAUUGGUCGGAUGCGCCGUGCAGGAUCCUGCCAUCGAUUUAUCAGCAGCAUUAAUCGAUCCCAAAACGAAAUUCCAAGUAUUGACGCAGUAUCCCAAAGUCACGACGACGUAUCAACCCCCCUCAUCGCUAGAUAAGAAUUGUUCCGCCAGAAGAGAAGUUUUCAUCAGCUCAAGUAGCAGCAGUAGUGUCACUAAAGUACAAAUGCUACAGAUCUAUUUUAUCGUGUUAACAGCCACUUCCGUACUUUUGUUUAAAGAAAGUUGUACAUAAAUAGUGAAAGCGGACAAUGAUAACAAUAAACAGCAUCAUUUUUCAUGA